CAGUCAUCAACUGCGAUUUGGAAAAGGGGAGAGGGAACUCAUCGAAUAUGAUCCAGUGGCAAAGUUAGACGUAAUCGCGAAAGUAGGUGACCCCUGACAGAAAUUGAAAAUCAAUAAAGUGCGGGCGGCGGAAAGCCAACGAGUCCGCGAUGUACGCAUACACACGGCAUAGGCCGCCACGGUUCGCGAGCGCUUUUGAGGUUAUGUACCCCGCGUUUCGACGACGGCCGGCCUGUACGUGCUAUUUUGGUUGCAACGAAAAGCGGUGUGUUUAUUCUUGCCGAUCGUAGGCGCGUGUUACGCAUUAUAAUGCAUCUGAAUGCGAAGGCGAGCCACGUGAGUGCCGUGAGAUAGUAGACAAAAAUGGGCAGAAAGAAGGCUCACGCAUCGUCCAAAGGUAAACAACACGGUUCAACGCAGCAGAGGCACAUAUCCGCGGCCAAGAGGAACGAGCUCAAUGCCUUGUGCGAGAAACUCUUCCAUCUGAGUAGUAAUCCAGCAUAUAUGACGCAACUAUGGAACAAUUACUUGGAUAUAUCGGAAGUUCUCCUGAAGGUUAAACGUCUAGAGGAGAUGAAGACGGAAUCGUCUGAGCGAUCCCAGGGGAUUGGUCACUUCAUGAACUGGCUCAAAGAGAACGGGGCACGUGUGGACGGUGUGAGCAUUGCAGAAUUCCCAGGUUACGAGCUGGGACUAAAGGCAGAGACUGACUUUGCCGAGAACCAACUGAUCUUAGAGAUACCAAGGACGCUCAUCUUCAGCACAUACACUGCUGCUCCAGAAUUGGCCAUUCUACAGAAUGAUCCGCUGGUGCAGCAUAUGCCACAAGUGGCACUGGCGAUAGCGCUCCUCAUAGAAAGGCACAAAGAGAACUCCAAAUGGAAGCCUUACUUGGACAUGCUUCCCAACAGUUACGCUACAGUUUUAUACAUGAAGGCUACUGACAUGAUCGAACUUAAAGGCAGCCCCACAUUAGAGUCUGCGUUGAAACAAUGUCGGAACAUCGCGAGACAGUACUCUUACUUCAGUAGAGUGUUCCAGAGCAAUAAUAACGCCGUUUCUGCAGUAGUCAGGGAUGCCUUCACCUAUGAGAGAUACUGUUGGGCAGUUUCCACGGUGAUGACGAGGCAGAAUCUGGUGCCGAGUCCGGACGGCUCGCGCAUGAUCCACGCUUUAAUCCCGAUGUGGGAUAUGUGCAAUCACGAGAACGGCAAGAUCACGACGGACUUCAACGCGACGACAGAUCGCUGCGAGUGCUAUGCGCUGAGAAACUUCCAGAAAGGGGAACAAAUAUUCAUUAGUUACGGUCCGAGGACGAAUUCCGACUUCUUCGUGCACUCGGGCUUCGUUUACAUGGACAACGAUCAAGAUGGCUUCAAGCUUCGCCUCGGCAUUAGCAAAGCGGAUUCCCUUCAGAAGGAGCGAACGGAACUCUUGAGUAAACUGGAUUUACCGUCAGUGGGGGAGUUCUUGCUAAAACCGGGCACGGAGCCCAUCUCCGAUAUGCUGCUAGCCUUCCUACGAGUGUUCAGCAUGCGAAAAGCGGAACUGGCGCAUUGGCUACGUUCGGACAAGGUGUUCGAUCUGAAGCACAUGGACUGCGCGUUAGAGACCGUCGUCGAGGAGAACGUCAGGAAAUUUCUGCUGACUAGGCUGCAACUGCUGAUUGCUAAUUACCCGACCACGCUGAAGGAGGAUCUGGAGCUCUUAGAGACCACGUUGCCGCAUGUGAAGAAGAUGGCGGUUCAAUUGAGAGUCACGGAGAAGAAGAUUCUUCUGGGCGCCCUCGAAUAUGUGGAACAGUGGAUCAAAGCCUGAGCAGACGACUUGCAGCUGCGUUUCGAUGAGGAAGUCGGGCAUACAUCAAUCUACUGACUGAAAAUGAAUCUCGAGAGAAAAACCAAUUUUAUUUUUACAAUAUUCUCUGAAAGACGAUUUUGAGUAUAAAAGUAAAUAUUGAAGCGGACGAAUUAUACAAUAAAGCAUAUAUAUACUUAUUGCCUAUUGAAUACGCAACUCUACGCUACGUGCGCUAACGACGUGCGCGACGUAUGAAUAUCAAAAAGUAACAACGUUUUCCGUAUACAAUGGAUUUCACGGCUGUCGAUUGAAUCAACGGUUAGGUACUACAAACGGGGUAUGGGCGUUGUCAAAAGAGAUAAGAUUUUUUUUUAACGUUCUCUCAAUUAGACGAGUAGCUUCAAUAUUCGGCCUUGCUACUCACGCGUAGCGCACUUGGUGCGAGAUUUCUUAACAAAAGACGUAUUGAAAAAUACUAAGGCAGAGGGAGAAAGAGUUACGGACGCGCCGGGGGGCGGUUAUACAUAUAGGGGUACACAAGAGCUAUACAAUGUAAUUGUACAAUAAUUGCGUGCUCAGUAAAUAUCGUGAUUUUCAUUUUCGUGGCAUAAAAGCUUUCAGACGCAACUUCUUCGCAUCCGUUCCUCUUAAUCGAGUUAUACCCAGGCAGCACAUGAUAUUCUAUAGAUAUCCUAUGGAUAUCCUUAAGACAUAGGAUGUCGUCAGGAUAUCUUUAGGAUGAGAAAAAUUUGUGCUAUUACACGCCGGUAUUACACGCCGAAUUACACGCCGAAUUACACGCCGGUUCAUGAGCUCUAAUUUCUGAACUAUAAAAGACUCGAGGGUGCUACUUUUCUCGCUGCUCUCGAUAUAUAUGCGAUAUAAAGUGGCGUGUCUCUCUCCGUUUGCAUAUGUGUAUCUGUGUGUGCGCGUGUAUAUGUAUGUAUGUGUGCAUGCGUAUAUGUGGUGUGUGUGUAUCAAAGGAGAAUAUUAUUGCUAAUGAACGUUUAUUUUUCAAAACGAAUACAUAACAGAGCCGAUGUAAAGUAUAGUACCGUAGGCCUACGACAUUAGACUUAUACAUACGAGCGCACGCUGCAAAAUAUCUCCUCCCCCGAUACACGAGAGCGGAUGCGAAUGAGAAAUCCGCGUAAAUAUAAUAAUAAUAAUGAUGUAUAACCUGCGAGGUGUUUUCGAUAUUUAACCAUACGUUAUAAAUGCAUCGUGUUUAGCUCCGUGUUUCUUAUGCUGCUACCAAACGUAACUUCAUGCGAUCACGAGAACGGUAAGUUCGUCGGGAGCGCGCGCGCGCAAUAUGCGAUUUAGAUUCUAGGAAAUAGCAGAUUCGGAUACGAAUUUAUUAUAAAAUCAACGAAGCUAAUUAACGUAGCGAGACGUCAUGAUCAGGCUACAGCAGGACUGAUAGCUCGGAAUAUCGCUUUUUAUAAUAUUCCAACGUAGGAAUAAUUAUAAAAACGAAGAAAUAACAAGUUAUAUAAACUAUAUGUGUCGCGAUACAUAGGUAAUAUAUACAUAUUAUAUGAGGUUCAAAACCUAACAUGUGAUCUGUCUAUAUCUUUACACAGAAAUUAAUUACAACUGUGAUGCAAGAAUUUUUCAAACAAGUAGAAUCCGCUUAAGAGGAGCGCAUCGCGUAUGAUAGCGGAAUGUAUUUAUGUUACAAAUAUAACUUGUAUUUAUUCUGUGUAAGUAGUGAAGAACGGAGCUGUAAAAAAACGGUGUUUAACAUGUGCCCGCGAGCGACGAUGUUUCACAAAGUGCGUCUCCAUCUUAUGUGAGAGAAAAGAAAAAGAGAAUGCAGUGUGAGAAAUGGUCGCUCGCCAGCGCGUAUUAAAUAGAUGUAUAGGAAGAAAGAGAGUGAGAAAGAGAGAGAGAGAGACUUAGGUUCGUCCGAAAAUAUCUGCUAUUCCGAUCGCCUCACAGCAGCUAUCCGUUUUGUUAAUAUCUACUUUAGGAUUGCUAAUAUAGCGUUUAAUUAUCGUUACCCUCUUGUCUCGAUAUAUAUUUUGCUUAACGAAAAAGAUGAAGGGAGAAUACAGCACGUUUCUGUACUUCAAAUCAA
Molecule: messenger RNA, 3883 nt
Organism: Odontomachus brunneus
Lineage: Eukaryota; Metazoa; Arthropoda; Insecta; Hymenoptera; Formicidae
Gene: Setd3
Product: actin-histidine N-methyltransferase
Exons: 7
Coding region: 364-1818 (484 amino acids)
Biological process (GO): peptidyl-lysine monomethylation; peptidyl-lysine dimethylation; peptidyl-lysine trimethylation
Molecular function (GO): histone H3K36 methyltransferase activity; protein-L-histidine N-tele-methyltransferase activity; histone H3K4 methyltransferase activity
Source: RefSeq, a predicted model, not a curated record